GAACAGGUGAAGGAAAAAACAAUUUCUGUAAUAAUUCACAAAUUCUAAAUCUCACUUCACCUGUACUUAUACCUCAGUUUUGCUUCAAUCUAUCCGUCUAUCUACGCGUCGUGUCGAUCGUGUUUAUAUUAUAAACCCCCUCAAAAGCAUAAGAUUAAGGGAAACCGCUGGAUUGUUUGUUUGUUGACGGACUGGAAUUUGGGCAUCUAUUAUUAAGAUUCGGAUCGGAUUGGAUGAACUGGGUGGAAUUCGUUAAAAGGGAGGUUUGGUUGUAGUAUCCGUAUUUUUGAAUAUAUAAGCUUUUGAUUAAUUGGAUUGAUGGCAACUCCAGGGGGACCGAGGCCAGGGAAUUUUCCCCCUAACUACAACACUAAUUCACUUGCUAGUAAUAUGCAAAAUUUACAAAUUAAUCAGCAGCAAUCAAAUAAUCCUCGUAGUGGUGCCCCAAGACCUCCUAAUGCUUCACCACCUGGUCAACAGCCCCCACCUUUUGCAGGAAGCCGACCGCGCACACCCCCACCAGGUGUUUUUCCCAGGGGUGGUGGCGUGCUUCCUAGCGGUGCUCCACAAGCUACAUUGCCUCCGAACGUGGCAUCUACUAUGUUCACCGGCCCACCAUUUGUAUCUCAGCCUCCUCCCUCGUUCACUAUGAGAACUCCCCCUCCUGUGGCACUGGCAUCUUCUACUGGUGGUCCUGCUGUUCCCCCGCCUCCUGGUGCAGCUCCAUUAACAGGACCAGGUGCACGUCCUCGACCUUUUACUUCCGCCCCUCCGACAUCAGGUCCUCCAGUGACGCCUCAGAUGAGCACUUCUGGCCCAGUUAAUAAUGGACCGAGUGCAUUCUCUUCAUUGCCAAUGCAAGGUGGGCCACAUUUCCCUCCUGCCAUGGGUGGUACAUCACAACUGCCAGUUGGACCUCCGCAGUUGCCAACAUUGACGUCUUCUGGGUCAUCUGCUCAGCCUCUACAAAUGCGUCCAAACUUUGGGAGUCCACCUGCUGGUGCAUCACCUUUCACAGGACAACCUGCCCCACCAUUUUCAGCCCCACAACAAAACAUACCACCUCCUCCAGGUCCAUUGCCAUUUUCAGCACCAACUCAAAGCAUGCAUCAACCUUCAGGCUCUCCUUAUGGGAUGCAAACAUGGCCACUACAGCCAGGGCAGGUGGCUCCACAACCUCCAGUCCCUGGUCCUAUCCAACAGCAAAGGAUGUACGGAAUGCCGCCAGCCCCAGUGCAACUUCCUAAUCAAUCUAUGUCUUUGAGUCAUACAGGACAGUCGAAAAUUGAUCCCAAUCAAAUUCCUCGCCCGAUUAGAAGUUCCUCUGUGAUUAUACAUGAGACCCGCCAGGGAAAUCAGGCAAACCCCCCUCCGCCUGCAACAAGUGAUUACAUCAUCAAAGAUACUGGGAAUUGCAGUCCUCGUCACAUGAGAUGUACUAUUAAUCAGAUUCCAUGCACCGUAGACGUUUUAUCAACAUCUUCAAUGCAGUUGGCCUUGUUGGUCCAGCCUUUAGCUCUUCCCCAUCCAUCUGAGGAGCCUAUCCAAGUUGUGGAUUUUGGGGAAAGUGGUCCUGUUCGAUGUUCUCGUUGUAAAGGUUACAUAAAUCCUUUCAUGAAGUUUAUUGAUCAAGGCAGGCGUUUCAUUUGUAACCUGUGUGGAUUUACAGAUGAAACUCCACGUGACUAUCACUGCAACUUAGGUCCAGACGGUAGGCGUAGAGAUGCUGAUGAAAGACCUGAGCUAUGCAGAGGAACUGUUGAAUUUGUUGCUACCAAGGAAUACAUGGUGCGAGAACCAAUGCCGGCUGUAUUUUUCUUUCUUAUUGAUGUAUCCAUGAAUUCCAUACAGACUGGUGCAACUGCAGCAGCUUGCAGUGCAAUCAACCAAGUUAUAGAUGAUCUUCCUGAGGGUCCUCGGACGAUGGUGGGCAUUGCUACAUUUGACUCAAGCAUCCAUUUUUACAACCUAAAACGUGCAUUACAACAGCCAUUGAUGCUUAUAGUCCCUGAUGUACAAGAUGUCUAUACUCCUCUCCAAAGUGACGUUAUCGUUCAACUUUCUGAGUGUCGACAACAUUUAGAGCUUUUGCUGGAAAGCAUCCCAACUAUGUUUCAGAACAAUAGAACGACUGAUUCGGCUUUUGGUGCGGCAAUAAAGGCUGCUUUCUUGGCGAUGAAAGGUUCUGGCGGCAAACUCCUAGUUUUCCAAUCUGGUAACAUUCCAAAUAUGUUUUACUUAUUGAUGAUGUGUAGUUGUAGAAAGAAUGUGCUGACUGUUUGUGAUGUUACAGUCUUGUCGUCAAUUGGCAUUGGAUCCCUUUCUGCUAGAGAAGCUGAAGGAAGAAGCAAUAAAUCAGCAGGCGAAAAGGAGGCUCAGAAAUUACUCCAACCGGCAGAUAAAACUCUAAAAACAAUGGCCAUUGAAUUUGCUGAAUACCAGGUAUGUGUUGACUUGUUCAUCACAACGCAAACAUACGUAGAUAUCGCUUCCAUCUCUGUUGUCACAAAAACUACAGGAGGCCAGGUAUAUUAUUAUUACCCUUUCUCUGCUCUGUCUGAUCCUGCUAAGCUUUACAAUGAUCUUCGGUGGAAUGUCACGAGGCCUCAAGGCUUUGAGGCAGUGAUGCGAGUUAGAUGCAGCCAGGGUAUUCAAGUUCAGGAAUACUUUGGGAACUUCUGUAAACGCAUUCCAACAGAUGUUGAUCUACCUGCCAUUGACUGCGACAAAACAAUAAUGGUAACCUUAAAACAUGACGAUAAAUUGCAGGAAGGAUCAGAAUGUGCUUUUCAGUGUGCUCUUCUCUACACCACUGUAUAUGGGCAAAGAAGAAUCCGGGUUUCAACUUUGUCCCUUCCAUGCACCACAAUGCUGAGUAAUCUGUUUCGCUCUGCGGAUUUAGAUACCCAAUUUGCUUGUGUCCUGAAGCAAGUGGCUGGUGAAAUUCCCUCAGCUCCACUUACACAGGCCAGGGAGCAAGCAACAAAUGUUUGCAUCAACAUUCUGCACUCUUAUCGCAAAUUUUGCGCUACAGCGUCAUCUUCUGGACAACUCAUUCUUCCUGAGGCACUUAAACUAUUGCCUCUAUACACACUCGCUUUACUCAAAAGCAGUGGAUUGCGAGCUGAUGGAAGAGUCGAUGAUAGGUCCUAUUGGAUUAAUUAUGUUUCCCCUUUGUCUGCUACUUUGGCAAUCCCAUUGGUUUACCCCAGGAUGAUAACCAUCCAUGAUCUUGAUGAGAAGGAGUUGGAUGAUUCCCCGAUUCCUCCUCCUGUCCCACUUUCCAGUGAGGACAUUUCUGAUGAAGGAAUAUAUCUCCUUGAGAAUGGCGAAGAUUGUUUAAUUUAUGUUGGCAAUUCUGUCAAUCCGGAUAUUUUGCAUAAGUUGUUUGGCAUUUCUUCAGUUGAAGAAGUCCCUAAUCAGUAUGUACUGCAGCAAUAUGACAAUCCAUUGUCGAAGAAGCUGAAUUAUGUUGUAAAUGAGAUAAGGCGACAGAGAUGUUCCUACCUACGCGUAAAAUUGUGCAGAAAAGGGGAUCCAUCAGGGAUGUUGUUUUUCUCGUACAUGGUAGAGGACAAGACUCCAAGUGGGCUUUCAUAUGUUGAAUUUCUAGUGCAUAUCCAUAGGCAGAUUCAAAGUAAAAUGGCUUGAAGAUACACACUUCUUCUGUUUCGUUUACUAGUUUUAUUAUUUUUAGAGAAGGGAUGCACAUGGAUUCAAGAUCCAAGAAUCUGAAAUUGCAUGUUAAUCUGCAUUCUAAGGAGCUUUCACUUGUUAGUUUGUGGUGAAGAGCAGUGAAUCAAGACUUUAUUAGAGGUUAUAGUAGUUUUGAAGGUUCCCAUGCUUAGGUGAAUGUCAGUAAUAAAUUACAAAGAAUGUUUUUAUUUGUGUUUUAGAUUCAUAUCUGUCGUAUUUCAUUCAUUUUAAUUGUGUGAUUUAAGAUUGAAAUCCAUAGUCGACGACACUUCGGUUGACACUUUGGUUGUGGACGGAUAAUAUUGUAAGUGGACAAAAUUUUGUUUUGUAUGGCACAGUACUAACGUUGGUUUUGGGCUA
Messenger RNA from Olea europaea var. sylvestris, 4056 nucleotides. RefSeq names its product protein transport protein Sec24-like At4g32640. The coding region runs from base 319 to 3651 and encodes 1110 amino acids. Gene Ontology annotation, cellular component: COPII vesicle coat; endoplasmic reticulum exit site. The transcript is spliced from 25 exons. Gene Ontology annotation, biological process: COPII-coated vesicle cargo loading; intracellular protein transport; endoplasmic reticulum to Golgi vesicle-mediated transport. Gene Ontology annotation, molecular function: zinc ion binding; SNARE binding. NCBI's taxonomy places the organism in Eukaryota, Viridiplantae, Streptophyta, Magnoliopsida, Lamiales, Oleaceae. The record is from RefSeq and is a predicted model, not a curated record.